AUGGCGCGCCUGCUACGUCCUGAAGACUACACGGUGGCAUGGUUGUGCAUGCUGCCCAUCGAGCUUGCAGCGGCACACGAGAUGCUGGACGAAGUGCACCAGGAUCUAGAGCAUGAAUCCAAUGAUGAUAAGAACCUGUACUUGCUGGGGUCUAUUGCGGGACACAAUAUCGCGAUCAUGUGCCUACCGGCAGAACAUAUUGGUAACAGCUCUGCGGCAGUUAUGGCGACGCAGAUGAUGGUCACAUUUAAGAGAAUUCGAUUUGGGCUAAUGGUUGGUAUCGGCGGAGGAGUGCCUAACGCAGAUGCAGAUAUCAGACUUGGGGAUGUAGUAGUUAGCCAGCCAGACAAGACGUGCGGCGGAGUAGUGCAGUAUGACGCUGGUAAGACUACAGCAAGCGGAUUCGUACGGACAGGGUCGCUUAAUGCACCGCCGCAGGUGCUGCUCAGAGCAGUUGUUAGGGCGCGGACGAUGAUGCUACGUGGUAGAAGCAAGGUCUUUGAACAUAUUGCUAAACUUGAGCGUCUUCCCCAGUUCCGGUAUAUGAAAACGGGGCCUGAUGUGCUCUUUGAAGCCACAUAUGAUCACGAAGGCGGGAAAACGUGCGAUAUGUGCAGCAUGGACAGACAAGAAGCAAGGCCGCCACGUCACAGCGAAGAAGGGAUAGUGGUUCACUAUGGGACAAUCGCAUCGGGAAACCAGAUCAUAAAGAAUGCGGCGGAGCGAGACAGGGCUAGCGCAGAGCUUGGUGGUGUUCUCUGCUUCGAGAUGGAGGCAGCAGGACUAUCAAGAAGCUUCCCUUGCCUUGUCAUCCGCGGUAUAUGCGACUACGCGGACUCGCACAAGAACAAGCAGUGGCAGGCAUACGCGGCUGGGACGGCGGCAGCGUAUACGAAGGAGAUACUAUCAGUAAUAUCGCCGGCGGAGGUAGCCAUGUCGCGCAUGGUGGAGGAAGCAGUGAAGGCCGAAGGUCUCCUUGACGACGUUACAGAAGGAGACUUGCAGCCUCCAUCGCUCAAGCAUUCUUUCGCGCAAGCCUCCACCCUACCUAUCACAGUCUCCCAAACCUAUGACUUCUCUGACAUGAUAUGGAGCUCAACCGGUAAAGACUCUGAGAUCGUUACUGAUGCCAUGAAUCACGCAACACAGGACUCGGCAUUGAAUGAGCCAAAUGAGGAACAAAAGAUAUCUCCGCCAGAGCUGUCUUCAGCAAAAACAGUUUAUGCGCCAUCAGCAACGUUGACGACACCUGCCCUAAGGGGUAAGGGAUAUACAGGCAAACUUGCUGAGCAGUUGUUUGGAGUAGUCAACUGCACUGACCUGACCCGGGAUGCUCUGGACCACCUCUCACAGUCGCUGCCGGAUCUGCUUCGGGCCUUCGCUGUGAAGGUUGGGUAUCAAGCUUCAUCACCAAUGCACCGUGACGUUAUGUUUUAUGUUCGAAGAGAUCGUGUGAGCGUGCAACAGGCAUUCCAAUGCCUCAUAGACGACGUGUUACAGCCCGAAGAGCCUGUGAAAUUUGACGAGGGACUUGGCCGGGACGCCAUCGAUAGGUUCAUGAAAGACACGGAGGAAUUUGAAGAUGUUCCUGAACAACAGAUCGAUGCUGAAGCCGCGGGUCCUGAACAAGAUGAGAAACAGCAAGAUGAGAGCCAAGAACAAAGCAAGAUAUUUGACUUUAUACUACAAAUUCGGGCUUACAAAUGGCUUGUUGAUACACUGAGAAGAGAAACGAUAUUGAAGCGGGCGAGUCCUGACCUCAUGGAACAGAUUGGGGCUCGAAUCCGAGGGGUACUGCUUUCGUAUGGCGAUAAAGUUAGUAGGAAAACCCCGUCACAGGAGUACGAAGCAACAUUUGAGUUACUCUGGAACCCUCCACACUAUCUCAAGGAUCAGCGGCCUCAUGAUGACGCAGAAGAGGUAUUGGGUGACACCAUCACGCUUACUGGAACUGUGAACGACGCACAAGCUUUGACAGCCCUUGAGUAUCUUUGCCAAGUCUGGCCAGACAGUGGGAUGCAUGUCAUGCAACUAAUCACCGAUAUUGUAUGCCAGGAUUCGGAACAUAUUGCAACUACUAGUCUACUAGACGGGACGCAAUUUCAGGCGCGCAUUGAAGACGCCAAAUUGAUAGUCAAUGUAGUAGGCUCAAGUGAAUCACUUGCCGAGGCCGGGCAACAGCUUGCCUGGCUGGGUGCGGCUCUUCAAUCGCCACCAAUCGAAACAGGCAUAGCACUUUGUGUUCCGUUCAUUCGAGAGUGCUAUUUGAUGCACGAUCCGCCUCCAGUCGAGGUAUCUGAGCAAAGACAACGAGGCAAGAUUUUCUGUAGAUUUGACUCCGAAGUCAAAGCCCCAUACAUGGCGGGAAUCGAGGGUUCAGGGCUCUGCUGGCAUAAAAUGUUUGCUAGCCCAAUCCUUGUGGGUGGAUUUCCAAUUCUCAGCAAGCCAGAACCUAAACUGGGACUCGAAAUGUCACUUGACCUGCUGGCUGGUAUGGUUGGCGCUCCUCAGGUACUGGGAAUCCAAGGGAAGGUCUUCCUGAAAGGCUUUUCCACCAUGCUAGUCGGCGUGAGACGUUUGGAUGACCUGCUGAUCUGGCAUUUCUCGUUUGAUGAAGAGGGCAACAGGAUAUCGUACCUUGAUGUGCCGCUAGGACAAGCUUGCAAUAUGAGCGUUGAUCAGAUAAAUGACGUCCGACAUGUAGUUGGCUGGUCUAGGAAGAGCUCAUACUAUGCUGGCGCUGAAGAUGCCGAUUACGAUAUCAAGGGUACAGACCUUCCACCACCCCGGGCGGGAGCUCUAUUAGAGAAGUUCACUUUCAAUCUUGGCAAGGUCUUCACAGCAGGAGCAACGAUCGCUCCACGGAAGUACGUUGUCUUAUGGGACGAGGAGACCAAAAGAGGCUGGCUUGUCAACGGAACAAGCGCUCUGCUCCACUUGGUUCGCAUGUCGCUCAAAGUAUACAAGAAAGACUACUCUCAAGAGCUCUUGUUUGAUGAGAGUAUGAUGCAGAACGAAGCUGAACACGAUGCUGCAUCCGCAAGGAAAGUCCUCAAAAACGAACGAAAUAGGUAUCUUGAGGUUUGGUGCGGCAAAAGUGAGAAUGCGACGGGAGCAGAACAGAAACUUCCAGUACAAAAUCAGCCCAGCGUGGCCCGCAAAACAAAUAAGUCGAAGUACACCUUUGAAACCCUGGUAGAACAAAAAUGGUCCGUUCUCGAAGUUCUUAUGGAAAGCCACAAACAACUCGCGGGGCUAAAUGGUAUCAACCUCAAGUUCCGGAUCAGAAGACAUCUCGAAGGUUGGAAUUUCGAAGACCUCGCUGGUGAAAGCGACCCUGAACCACGUGUUGCGACCCUAAAAGCAGUGGGCUACGGUUGGGUUGAUUUUGUUCACUCUUUGAAGGCCAUUACGCUAUUUGGCCGUGGAUUCGGGAAUAUCAUCAGACCGUCAAAGUGUGAGAGAAUCUGUUCCCAAUGGUCACAGCUACCAAAGGGUGAGUAUCACCUGGCAGCCAGUCUACAUGACUUGGACGUCAUAAUGAGCAAGACCAGAAAGACGGAGCGAGGAGAUAUUGAGAUUGUGCGAGGGUUGCUAUGGCAUUCUCCAAUAGAUCCUUUCACACCCUGCAGGUGCCUCAGCCGCGGACAGAUGGAAGAGCCUCACAAGCUGUGUGUGGAGGGCCAUGAUCCUGUACAAGCGUUGUUCCCCAAGGCAUUAAUCAAAGGCUCAAUGCUCUUCCCGAGCCCUCGCAAGCCGGAGACCCUGAACAAUAACGGGGCGGUUGUCUUUGGACAUACAAUGUCUUGGACUUCUAACCACAGGAUGGCCCAUAUCGGUGGUGUCUCUUCCGAAGAACACUGCUCUCCAGAUCAUUCAGAUCCACAAAGAACGGUUUUGAAGGCCGACACGCCAAUGACGAGCUUGGCUCUGAACCAAAGCUAUCCCGGGCAGUUGGGACGGACAUAUGGAGAAUUAGCAUAUACUUUGCGUUCUGUCGAUAUCAGUAAAAUGACUCCGGAGCAGUACACGAUCAGGCAUGCAGAUACCCUUAUAGCAAACAGGCAGCAUGACACAACCGAUACUAGUGAGGAAGAGAUUGAGGAACUUGAGGAUAGCUGGGGAAAGAUGUGGUGGGAGACUAGUCAACUUUCACGAUGCGGACCAAAAAGGGCGACUGCACCUGAAUCUAGAAACUAG
Molecule: messenger RNA, 4200 nt
Organism: Bipolaris zeicola 26-R-13
Lineage: Eukaryota; Fungi; Ascomycota; Dothideomycetes; Pleosporales; Pleosporaceae
Exons: 5
Coding region: 1-4200 (1399 amino acids)
Biological process (GO): nucleoside metabolic process
Molecular function (GO): catalytic activity
Source: RefSeq, a predicted model, not a curated record